This is a messenger RNA of Trichoderma harzianum CBS 226.95, 1611 nucleotides long. RefSeq lists its product as hypothetical. The coding region runs from base 1 to 1611 and encodes 536 amino acids. NCBI's taxonomy places the organism in Eukaryota, Fungi, Ascomycota, Sordariomycetes, Hypocreales, Hypocreaceae. The record is from RefSeq and is a predicted model, not a curated record. The transcript has 2 exons. Gene Ontology annotation, biological process: DNA-templated transcription. Gene Ontology annotation, molecular function: DNA binding; zinc ion binding.
AUGUUCAUGGAAGCAGCUGUUCCGAGCGUGACUCGUGCCUCAUCACAGAAAGGAGAUGUGGGCAUCUGGUUUCCCGCGGCUACUACUGGACAGCCGUCCCAGUUCAUCACCUCACGCCCUCCACCUGUCAUGGACAGCUUUAUGCUCCCGUUUGUACGAGAGCAUUGCUUAUCCUGCUUGCCCCCUGAAGAGGACUAUCUCCGAUUGAAAGCACUGUUUUUGCAGAGAGUUCAUCCCAUCUUUCCCGUCAUCCCCGAGGCUGCCCUUAAUGGGCCUACAGACAACCCUUCCAGCAUCGUGUUACGACAACUUGCUUGUUUGGCAGCCGGCUCUGACCCCCAGAUGACUCCAUAUUUGCGUCUUAAGAAUAAAGGUCCCAGUCCACUGCGGCCCUCCGAAUUCUCCAGCGCAUUAUCUUCCUCGGUCCGUGCCAUUUUGGAAACAAGUAUUAUUCCUGAUAGAGUCGUACACAUACAAGCGCUCACCAUGUUAUCCCUCUAUACUCAGCCUACCUGCGCCGAAGAAUCCGAUCUACCGGCUCAGCUUGGGGGUAGAGCAAUUCACCAUAUCCAAACUUUGGGUUUACACCUUCUCCGAUAUGAUGGGCCGAAUUUUGGUGAUUUAGAAAAUCUCUUUUGCGCAGUUUGGGCGCUGGAUAGAAUAAAUGCCGCCAUGUAUGGACGGCCGUGCCUGAUCCAUGAGAGAGAUAUUGGGGCGGAUCUCGACGCUUGCAUCAAGAAACGACAGCCUGCCUUUCGGCUUCUGCUAUCCGUGGCACAAUGGCUGGAUAAAGUGGUGGAGUUGUAUCGCCCAGGCCCUAGUGCGCAAGUGUCUGGCUUCGAUAAAGUCGCAUACAUUGAUCUCCCCGUUCUCGAAGCAAUGAUUGUGGACGCAGACGCCUUGAAAGUCCCAACAUCUCUCAUUGCUACCAUCGAAACAUUUUAUCAUGCCGUCAUAAUACUAUCGUGCCGGCUUCCUAGGCCAGGAACAAUCAUCGCAGCCUCAACAUUGCCACCACCAUCCGCCAAUGCCCGUCGUUCACUUGCAGCCGAACGCAUCGCGUGCGCAGUACCAAGGGACUGCCUAAGCUCUCUUCCGUUUAUUCCCUACGCAGUGUCGCUCGCUCUAAGCGUCGAGUAUCGAAAGAUGAGACACAGCCGAUUACCAAUGUUCCGCACGCGAGCAAUGAAUGCCUUUAAAAGAAACUGCGACCUCCUUCGGUCUUAUAGCGAACAUUACUGGAGCGCCCGAGUCGUCGCUGGGCUUGGAGAGGGCGUUCUAAGAGAAAUGGAGCGAGCGGCCAACACUCUGGCCAAGGAGCUCAGCCCUCAGCCAGCUGAAGUACCGUCAAAGCCCGUAAUGGAUGAUCAAGAUGCGCCAGUUACCCAAGAUCUGGGUCCUACUCCAUCAGGGGAUCCCUCGAACAUGAAUUCUAACCUGGGUUUUGAGAAUGUCAUUGACUUUUCCGUCAUUGACGCGAUUUCAGGCCAGGAUGUGUUUGGGCACAUUGACCCUAACUUUAACCUGGACGCUGUGGAAGAUGCCCUGGAAGCAAACCUUGAUAUUGGCCUCCCGCCCAAUUGGGGAGACUGGGGCCAGUUUGCAGCAUGA